Messenger RNA from Nezara viridula (southern green stink bug), 4392 nucleotides. The record is from the annotation of a GenBank genome assembly. NCBI's taxonomy places the organism in Eukaryota, Metazoa, Arthropoda, Insecta, Hemiptera, Pentatomidae.
UUGUCUUCUCAUCGUUAAUGAGUCCUGGACAUGUUAUCAUCCCAUACAAGUCUGUGGGUCUCAGGCCUGUUAUCGGCAGGAAUUUCAUACUAACACUAUGCCUCGGAAUUGUUUUCGGUUUUACAAUCGCUUCUAUUCUUCAUCUGAUCUCUUCUUACAAUAUAAAAGAUAUUGUGAUAUUUCCGCAAAGGGAACAGCUAGUAUCACGGGAUGCUCACCAUCACAGUCAUAUGGACCAAAUGGUCGUGAACAUUGGGGAUGCAGUUAAUCAGCAUUCUCAUGAUGAAGAGUUUCAUAAAGGUGAGGAUGUGGUGGCCCAAGAACUGGCAUCCAAGGUUAGAAUACUCUGUUGGGUGAUGACAUCGCCUUCCAACCACAAGAAGAAGGCUCAGCACAUCAAAGCAACCUGGGGACCGAGGUGCAAUGUCCUUCUCUUCAUGUCUUCAGUCGAAGAUAAAGAGCUGGGCUCCAUCGCAUUGCCCGUAUCUGAAGGAAGGAACAGCCUGUGGGCCAAAACGAAAGCAGCUUACCAACAUGUCUACGACCAUUACAUGGACAAAGCCGACUGGUUCAUGAAAGCAGAUGACGAUACAUAUGUGAUUGUUGAAAAUUUGCGGUACAUGCUCUCUGAUUACAAUACUUCCGAACCAGUUUAUUUCGGUUGCCGGUUCAAACCCUAUGUGAAGCAAGGUUACAUGAGUGGUGGUGCAGGUUACGUCCUCAGUAAGGAAGCCGUUAGACGGCUGAUUGUUGAUGGAAUACCAAACAAGGAUAACUGCCGCCAAGAUGGUGGUGGAGCAGAAGAUGUUGAAAUGGGCAAGUGCCUCGAGAAGGUUGGCGUAAGAGCGAUGGACACAAGAGAUUCCCUCGGGCGAGGUAGGUUCUUUCCCUUCGUACCAGAGCACCACCUUAUUCCCGGUCACACAGACCCCAGCUUCUGGUACUGGAAGUGGAUCUACUACCCGAAUCCUGAGGGUUUUGAAUGCUGCUCGGACACUGCUAUUUCUUUUCAUUACGUCAGCCCAGAUUUGAUGUACGUCAUGGAGUACUUGAUAUACCAUCUUCGACCGUACGGAAUUAACCAUACGUUUUCUCCUUCCCUCAAGUCUCCUCCAUCUCCUUCUCCUUCUAAUCAGGAAGAAAAAGGUACAGCCUCAAUGACAGAGACAAUGGAUAGUACCGCAGGUUUUAGUAAGGUUUAGAAACGAAGUGAUCAUCUAAGCCUGAAGAUACCGUGGUACUGUUGGUCGUUUUGCAUAUUGCUCUCUUUAUGAUUAACCAACACCAAAGGUACACCGAACAAAGCUAAGACUGUCGUAGUUAUCGUUUGAUAUUUAGGAACUGAAUAUCAAUAUUUAUAUAUUAGGCGUUUUAGCCAAUGAGUGUUAUGUAUUAUUUUUAUUAGUUUUUUUCUUAUCGUUAUUAUAAUUAUAUCAUUUAAAAGGAUGCUUUUGAAAUUGUAAGAUGAUAAGAGUUUGUGAUAUUGAAGAGAAAGUGACAGAUACAUUCCUGAUCUUUAGAAGAAAUAACCACUUUAGUUAUAUUGGUAUCAAUGUAUAGAAAUAAUGCUUCCUUCUAAUUGUUAGCUGUAAACUGAUAAGAAAUUCUACAAUAAUGUAUACCUCAGAAUCAUUGUAAAAUUCAUGAAUUCUUUUUGUAUAUUUUUUAUUUAUUUUAAAUUAAUCUAUUUAAAAACUAUGGCAAGUUGUAAUGAUAGCACUUUAAGUGUUUACUGUCUUCCUUUAGCAUUGUAUAAUCUUAUGUUUAAUAGAUUGUAAAAAUAAUAUUAAUAAUUUAUUAAAACCUUGUAAUAUUGUAUGCCUAUGUUGAUAAUUGGCAUCAUGUCUUAAGGGAACAUCAUGAGGACUAUAUGAAUAGGUUUUUCUGACGUGUUGGCUUGACAUUUUAUUUUGUUUUAUACAGAAAUUUUCAGCGGCAACAUAUUCUUUAAUUUUUUUUUUUAAAUUAUAGAGAAAAUAGUUGACCAUAUGGCGGCAGGGCACAAGUCGAAUUGAUCACACAUUAAAUGAAAUUUGGAAAGUAGCUGAGUUUCUCCAUAAGUGAACAAUAUCGACCAAUAUUCAUACAUUUCUCUUGAACCGAUUUAACCAUAAUGUUUAUGUUAUAUCAAAUGAUGCGAUAUCUAAAUAAUUGAAUUGAAAUAAACCUAAUUUAUAUUUUCCUACCAACAAUAAUCAUGUUUUUCCUGUGUGUUUUGGAUUAUCGAGCAUAAUAAUUACGUUGAUUAUUAAGCUAGAAAUUAGAUAUUUGAAGUUGGAAAGAAUCUAUUUUCAUUGACAAUAGACAACAUUGCUUGAUAAGGCCUGAUCUCAACUCGAAAACAUCCUUUACAGUUUCAUUGUUUUUUUCGAGAGAACGUAGUGUCUGACACUAGCGUUCUAAUUAUAAUUAAAGCAUUAAUGGUUUAAAAAAAAUAACAAUUCCAAUUAAUCCAUACUACAUAUUUCGAAUAUAUAGUUUUAUAUAAAUUAUAUUACAUGAUAUCAGGUUCAUUUAUAACAUUAUUAAUUUCAUUUGUCUAUUAAUAACUUGUGUUAUGAUUUUUUUAUAAUUUUUGUUUUAUACUUGGCAAAUACCUUAUAGAUGGUGUGAACGCUUGCUCGUAUUAAGAUAUGCCUUUAGAGGUUAUAAUUAUAGUUAAAUUUAAUUUGUCAAUAAUACCGUAUAAAUGUCUAUAGAUACAGUUCUAUAUUUUUGGAAUUCCAUCGAAAUUAUGAUCGUUAUGAUCUUGUGCCCAGUUGGUGUGGUCAGCUGUUUUAUUUAGUUUUCAUCGCAGUUUUGCUCUAAAAUCAUAGUGGGACAAAGAUUUUUUUCUCAGCAAUUUAUUAUGAAAUGGUUACUUGUCCGAUAUCCUUUGAGCUGCCCUAAUGAAGGCUUGAAAGGUAGGACGAAACAUCGGCACAAAGGAAAUAAAAGUAAAUUUAUUUAUUUAUUUUUACUUUUCACUUCCAUUGACUGCAAAAUCCAACCGAUUUCUCUUCAAAAAUAUUAUAAAAUGGAUAUUUUGAAUAUUUUAAACAUCUUCUGAAAUUAAUGAAAGUUAGACUUGACGAUUUGCUAUUGAUACUGUUUCCUUAUCUUUUAUCUGAAGUCUUGACUUAAAUUUACAAGAUUCUAUUAUUUUUUAUUAAUCCACUGUUAAGCCCAACAAAUUUUUAUUCCAAUUCCAAAAUCCACUUCUACUUUAAUUGUUGCCGUAUUUAAUUCCAUAUUCCAUCUAACAUAUUUCUCCAAUCAUUUAAACAUUCUUCAGGUUGUCUAUUGUUCACAAUAUUCUAUUUUUAAAAGUUAUUGUUCUUACCUUAAAGCUAGCUGAUUUUUCUUGUUAAUUCAUUGUAAACAAAAAGUUAGAAGAAUAAUUGUCUUGUAAAUUUUUACUUUUAACACUGCUAUCUUUUUAUUUUAUUUUUUUAAUUCUUAUUUUUUAAAACUUGCUUAUCGCUACUGUUAGCGCAAAAGGUUGUAUGUAACAGUUUUUCAUGGUUGCUCUAUUUCUCAUAAAGGUGACAUUUUGUAAUCAGAAAUUGCUAUAAGUAGUCUGCCACUUUUGGAAAUAGUAUAAGGAAAUAAAAUAUGCAAUUAUGCUCUCUUGUUAGAAAACUCAAUUUUCAUGUACGACUUUUUUCACUAACAGUAGUGUGUAAUUUAUAUCAUGUUACAUAAAUUUGUGAUUCUCAUUUGUUUUAUUGUUAAAUAUUUUCAACAUAACUCAUAUUUUUUAUUUAAUUCAGUAUAUAGGAACACCCUGAAAAAUUAAAUAAAGUGUUUAAGUAACAUUUUCUACUAUAACAAAGUACUACUCACAUUUUAUCUCAUAUUAAUUUUUUUUUCAAUUUUUUAAUUAAUUUUAUAAUAUUUAUGUUUGUUUUUGAGUUACAGAUAAAUCAUUUUAGCAAAUUUAUUUUUAGAAUUUAUUAUUUAUCCUAUAAAUUUUCAGAAAAUUUAAGUUUCCUUUUUUACAAAUUUGAACCUUUAUAUUUUAAUAAUUUGUAAAAUGUAUUACUGGUGCUCUCUCAUUUAUUUUAUUUUAUUAUAAUCUCUUUUUGAGUUUCUGAAAAAAUAAAAUUCUGAAAAUAUUUUUAUUUAUUUUGGUUAUUAUUAAAUAUUUCGGAAUAAUAUGUUCGACAAUACUUUUUUUGUUAAUUUUAAGAUCAUAUUUUUGUACAUUUCUAAUAUUAAAUAAAUACAUCUUAUUUUCUAUUUAGCAAUAUAUUUAAAUGUUAUUGUCGUAAGAGUGGAUGUAUUAUCAGAUAAGUGCAUGUAACGUUUAUGUACUAGUCAGUAGAUUCAAUAAAUGUAAUUUAAUUUAGAUUUAAUGCAUUUUAUACGCCUUCAAGGUGAAAGUAAUCCGAUUACUUUAGGUAAAGUUGU